UGUAUAACUCCGAAUAAAUAUACUUUUUGAUAUAAUUUAUUGGCUUUUUAGUGUUUGAUUCAUGAUGAUAAUUUUAAAAAGAUGCAAAAAUGCUAUUGUCAUAUAUUCGAAACUAACUUUGAUGAAUUACAUUGAAUAGAUUGGUUGAUGAUGUAUAGCUUAACAACGAAUUCACCAAAACACUAGAUAUUAUUUUAUACCAAUAAAAUUCUUCACAUAUUUUAAUACAGUAUGGAUAUAGUAGACAGAGUACUGAUCUUUUUGUGAUUUAUGUCUUCAACAGGGAAUACCUCUUAUUCUACAUCAUUGUAUAAAGAGACAUCAAAUCUUGAUUUCAAUCAAGGUGUUGAACCACGAUCACAACAGCAAGAUAUUGAAUCAAAUUUAAGUCCAUAUACUUGUAAAACGUCUGACAAAACCGUAACAUCUGAAUCAUAUAAUCAAGAAUUAUCUCAAACAUCAAAUGAACACAAUUUGAAUUAUGAUGAUGUCUUAACUUUACAUGUUCCACAAUUAAACGAAAAUUUAUGGCAUAAAAAACAAUCCUAUAGUUUAUUCAAAUAUAAUAAAUGUCAUUGUUUUGAAUUUAUAACACGUAAAAUACGUUUAAACACGUCACAUAAAGCUCAAGAAGGUGUAAUGAAGAAACAAUCUAAAUCCUUAUCUAAUCGUAUUCACAAUGGUAAUCAUUUAAAUUCACUUUAUGAAAAUGAAGUCGAUAUAAUGAUGACAUCUGAUGAUAUGAAAAACGUAAAACAAACUAAACUUCCACAAGAAACUAAUGAUACACCAAAUGAUUCUGAAGUUGUAGGGAAAAGUAUGCGUUGGACAACAACUUUUUUAGCAGCGUUAAGUAUAUUUUUGAUUUUGAUCACGUUUCCAUUUUCACUUGUCUAUUGUAUACGUAUUGUUGCUGAAUAUGAACGAGCUGUUGUUUUAAGAAUGGGUAAUUUAAUACCAAAAGGUAAAGGUACAAAAGGGCCGGGAUUAUUUUUUAUUUUACCAUGUAUUGAUAGUGUACGAAAAGUGGAUUUACGUACAGUGACAUUUGCGAUCCCACCACAAGAAUUAUUAACACGUGAUUCAGUAACUGUUUCAGUGGAUGCAGUUGUAUAUUAUCGUGUAUUAAAUCCAGUUGCAUCUGUGUUAAAUAUUGAAGAUGCUGCACGCUCUACCAGACUAUUAGCACAGACAACUAUAAGAAAUGUUUUAGGAACUAAAGAUUUGGCACAAAUUCUUAUGGACAGAGAAGAAAUAUCUACAGCUAUGCAGUCCAGUUUAGAUGCGACAACAGAUGCUUGGGGUGUUAAAGUUGAAAGAAUUGAAAUCAAAGAUGUCCGCCUUCCUAUCCAACUUCAACGUGCAAUGGCAGCAGAAGCUGAAGCUGCUCGUGAAGCUCGUGCUAAAGUGAUUGCUGCUAAAGGAGAACAAGAAGCAGCUAGAUCAUUAAAAGAAGCUGCAAAAGUUAUAUCUACUUCACCAAUGGCAUUCCAAUUAAGAUAUUUACAAACAUUAUGUGCAAUAUCAGCUGAAAAGAAAUCAACUAUAUUCUUCCCGGUACCAAUAGAUAUAAUGCAAAAUAUAGGUAAUAUAUCCGGGUCAACAUUUGAACAAUUAUUCAAUAAAAAUAAUCAAAAAUUACAAACAAAAUAUUCAAUGAAUAAAAUUUCAAGUACUAAAGAAAUUGAAAUGAAUUCAAAUGAUUAUUGUGAUACAAUAAUUAAUCCAAAAAAUAUUAUUUGUAAUCAAAAUAUAGUAAAAAUGGAUAAAUCAACAAAUCUAUUACAUUCUGUAAAUUUUAUUGCUGAACAACCAUGGCCUCAAUCAACGCAUAUAAAUCGAGAUAAUCAAGACACAAAUUGGGCAUAUGAAAGUGGUGAUACACAUAGUGAUACAGUUUAAAAUGAAUAAAAUAAUAAGUUUGUAAUAUUUGAAUGUUUAUAAAGAAUAUUCUUAAUGAUAUGAAAUAUAUAUAAAUUGAAUAUUUCACUUUCUUAUUACACAUUCAUUUAACACAUUUUAAAGAUCUUAGUAUGUACUUGAAAUGAUAUUUAAACUAUUUCAUAUAGAAUCACUCUUUAGAAGAAAUGGUUUUCCAUAUUACAUUCAUAAAAAUACAGG
This is a messenger RNA of Schistosoma intercalatum, 2121 nucleotides long. The record is from the annotation of a GenBank genome assembly. NCBI's taxonomy places the organism in Eukaryota, Metazoa, Platyhelminthes, Trematoda, Strigeidida, Schistosomatidae.